AUGUCAUCUACGACUACGGAAUCUUCUGGUGGUGGCAGCUCGGAUGGGAAGCGAAACCUCACAAUCAUUCUUUCGGUCAUACUUGGCAUGCUUGGAAUUGCCAUUAUCAGUACGAUCCUGUGGAUAGCUCUUCGAUGUAUGAAAAAGAAGCCUUUGGUUAGACGAAGCAUCACUCCGGUAGAUGAUGCUGAAAUUGAAGCCUGGCGCAAAGGAUUUGCCGGCGAAGGGUCCAGACCGGCCAAGGUCAUGCAUUCGAGCACCAAUUCGAGUUCAACUGCAUCCACAAGCAAUGGCCUUCCCCCGGCAUGGACAGAAAAGCUUCCUCAGCCUCCACCUGUUGCUCUCGCACCGAAUGCCCGCGUUGGUCUAACUGACGCAGACCAGCCCGGUGCUGCACCAUUCGUUCUCCCGCCCCGCCGGCAAUCCUCGUGGUUUCUUCAGCACCAAAGACGCAGAUCGAGCAAGGAUAUGAUUGCUGAAAGGAGCCCGACCCCGUUUGCCACCAUCGAACAUCAAGCCUUGGCGGCUGUUGAGCCAAGUCCGCCUGACGUUCCUCAUCUCCAUGGACAUUCUGACAGCUUUGACUUUGCUCAAUUUGAGCAUUCACAAGGACUGGAAUGA
Xylona heveae TC161 is the source of this 621-nucleotide messenger RNA. RefSeq lists its product as hypothetical. NCBI's taxonomy places the organism in Eukaryota, Fungi, Ascomycota, Xylonomycetes, Xylonales, Xylonaceae. The record is from RefSeq and is a predicted model, not a curated record. The coding region runs from base 1 to 621 and encodes 206 amino acids. The transcript has a single exon.